AUGUGGUGGAACUCCGAAUCACCCAGAAACCCCCUGCCGUGCCAUGGCGGUGCGGUGCGCCGAACCGGCCCCCGCCCACCCGUUAAUUCACCAGAAGUCCGUCCGGGGCUGGCGGCCGCUCGGAUCAGAAAAAAUGCAAGUCGAACUCGGAAGCAGGUCGAACAAGCAAGCAAGUCCAAAAGGCACGACGUUGCGCGUACCCUGUGUACUAGCAAGAAGAUCUCGCGCGGUCCGACGUCACUCUCGUGUACUUAUACGUCUCUCGUGUUAUUGAGUACCAUUCCAAUGCGUCGAGGUUGCGGGGUCUGUAGAACGAAAAUCACCGACUAUGACAUUAUUUGGACAUGCGCAACGGGAGAGGUUGACCUCCGCGCUUGCGUGCGCCCAAAUCAGCCACAUCCUAACGUCAACACGAAACGGAAAGUACAGUACAAGAUGUGGCUGAAAAUGGCGCGCGGAGACCCAGUGUCUGUAACGGGCCAGCAAGUCCAUGACAAUAUGACACCCAGCAGCUGCGGCAUUCUAGCAUUCAGCACAGCGCUAGGCGACUUUGGGUAUCAUCGCUAUUCUUCUUAUUUCCCUUUCCCUCCUUCCUCUCCUUCCUUCCUAGAAUUGGAGGUGCUUUUCGGAGAGGGAAAUUCAAAGGCGGCGAGGUGUCGGAUGCAACUUGCUGCCGGGUGUUGUUGGUCUUUCCCAGUCGACACCAAAUCCCACGCCCCCCUUUUGGAACCCUGGAAGUCGGCCGAGAUGCUGAGUUACCCCAACGUGCUCGCACGAAUAACAGGAACAGAAGGAUACCAUGGCAUCACAUUCGUAUUGGGUUAG
Molecule: messenger RNA, 825 nt
Organism: Colletotrichum phormii
Lineage: Eukaryota; Fungi; Ascomycota; Sordariomycetes; Glomerellales; Glomerellaceae
Exons: 3
Coding region: 1-825 (274 amino acids)
Source: RefSeq, a predicted model, not a curated record